AGCAGAUCGACCACGGUUAUCACGAGCCUCCAUGUCAGCGUGGUGACUAAGCAGUAUGCUUAGCGCCCAUUUAGGCCGCUUUUUGCUGCACUGCAACAGUGCCGUGGCUCCCAUGCCGUCUACGCUGUCAAUCUUCACGCCGUGGUGGAGCAGCACUUGGAUGACCAGGUCAUAUCCUUCCGAAGCGGCCUCCACAAGCGCUGCUCGGCCAUCCCUUGUGAGUGAAGGAUUGUACCUGAGCAGAAGGUCUACCACACGCGCAUGACCAUGUCUAAUCGCUGCGAAGAAAGCCGUGUCGUCAUUGACAGAGCAGUCUCUUGUCUUGGCACCGCGUUCAAGCAGGAGCCCCACGACUUCCAGGUGGCCCUGCUGUGACGCAAGCUGCAAACCUUUGUGCUCACCAUACGGAUCGGUCUCAUCUGCGAGACCAUCACGAUCGAGAGCAAGUUGUAAGAUCGCUGUGCGACCAAGUGCGGCGGCGUGUACCUGAAGGGAUAAUGGAAACUUUUUUG
Microdochium trichocladiopsis is the source of this 512-nucleotide messenger RNA. RefSeq lists its product as uncharacterized. The transcript has a single exon. Bases 56 to 265 code for a protein of 69 amino acids. The record is from RefSeq and is a predicted model, not a curated record. Lineage: Eukaryota; Fungi; Ascomycota; Sordariomycetes; Xylariales; Microdochiaceae.